AUAGCUAUGGCGGUGAUUUCGGAAAAACGUUUAUUUGACAAGUUCUAACUUAAAAUGCUCGUUUUGGAAUAGAAAGCUGUUUUCGAAGGAAGACUUAACAUGUCGAGACUUUGGCAGCAUCCGUAUGUCAAUGUCUUCAAACAUCUUAAUGUCUCGGAAUGGAAGAAAUCAACAAAAGAAGGAGAAGUUGUCUCCAUCAUGGACAAGACACUCAAGAGCACCGUGUUUCGAAUCUCCGGUUCCAUUCCCGCCGGGAACUACAUCCAGCUCCCUCGGACGUCAACACAGUCCCUUGGGCUCACCGGUCGCUAUCUCUACCUCUUGAUGAAACCCAUCCCAUCCAAAUACUUUGUAAUUCACCUGGACGUCGCUACGGAGGAAGGUCUGAUCGUUAGGAUCUCCUUCUCGAACCUCUUCAGGGAAUUCAAGUCCACGUCCACUUGGCUGCAAUUCCCGUUCGUCUGUCAUCCAGGGAAGGGCUCCGUGGAAGGGGUGACCAGGAAGACUGCAAGGCAGGAUAUCCAAGGCCCCGCCCCACAAUCUUCAAGAUGGACUAUCCUCCUGCUAGACUUCCAGUACAUCCUCUCCAUGUACCUCAAUCGUAGAUACUCCCAUCUCAAGUCAGUCCGUCUUUGCGCAAACAUCUUCAUUAAAAACCUCUUCACCAGCGACAUGCAGUAUGAGGUGGGGAUCAGCCUCCAGCAGGCCAGAGAGGCGGGGCUCAUUGCCAAGGGCGUGGCGCCGUUGCCGAGGGACAUGGCUUUCCCUGUACCCAAGGGCGGGCACUGGCACGAUUUGUAUGACUACAUUAGAUUCCCUACAGCAGCUAGUCGGGUCCCAUUUGACUCAAUUCAGGUACAUAGCCCUGUACAGAGCAAAGGAGGUCAGGAACUAGGCAAGAUGAGUCCAGAGAGAGUUGCUCCCAAGACGGUCUAUGGCAGUCGUGAUGUCAAGUCAAGGCUAACUGAUAUCAGCAAAAUAACAAACCCAAAGAAGCAUGGUAAGAGACAAUCCAAAAUGCAGAGUAAAAAGCUACCAGAGGUCGGUCUGGACCACGAUGUCUCUGUCUUACAAGGUGCUUUGGGCGAGGUCCACCUCUUCGCUCGGGACGAGGACGAUGUGACAAUACAUCGUCAUGACAGCCGUACAGGAAUGACAAUGUCAAGUAAGGUUGGAACGGCAAGAACAUCUGCAGCACUGCCAGACAGUAAGGAGCCCAAGUACAAGAGCUUGAAGCCAGAUCCGAUCUUGUCCCUGAGGAGAAUUAUUGGUUUUGGAGGAUGUACAACGAGAGAGGCUUUAUGGACAGCUAACGGUACUCAUAUCGUCUACCCAUGUCAUGCUGUCAUUGUCUCCAUGGAGGUCAAGUCAGGUCACCAGCGAUUCCUAAUUGGUCAUACGGACAAGGUUUCAAGUUUAAGCUUCAACCGGAACACAACACUCCUGGCCUCAGCUCAGACCGGCAAGCAGUCUGUGGUCAGAGUCUGGAAGUAUCAGAAAGGAGAGUGUCUGGCCAUGUUCAGGACACACGCCCAGUCUGUCUUCUGUCUCAGUUUCUCCAUCAAUGGAUCUGUACUGUGUGGUGUUGGCAAAGACGGCCAUGGCAAAAAUAUGGUGGUAGCCUGGGAUACAUCCAGAGUUGGGAAGGGAGGAGACAUCUCAGUCCUCGCUAAAGCCCACACAGACGUUGACAUUGUCCAGAUGAGAGUGGCGCCAUUUGAUGAAAACAAAAUGGUGUCUUGUGGUAGAGACAACGUGCGCGUCUGGAGAGUUAGAAAUAACACCCUGCGCUCAGCUCCAGUCAACAUUGGGGACUUCCAUGUGGCGGAGUUCACUGAUAUCUGCUUUGAAGCUACUCAGCCUGGAUUAGAACCAGCUGAUAAGUUUGUUUAUGCAUGUACGAGGUCUGGCCACAUCUUUGAGAUCGACUACAAUCGUGUGUCUGUCGUCCGCAUCAGACGGCUCUUGCCAACAGGCAAAGAGGUCAAGGAGAAGGAAUCCAUGCAGUCAGGUUCAGGUAUAGCCAUCAAUGCAAUGUGUGUCAAUGAAUCCUUCUGUGUGACGGGAUCAGACGAUGGAUUCCUACGUCUUUGGCCGUUGGAUUUUAAAAAUGUUUUCCUUGAGGCAGAGCAUGAGGGUCCAGUGACUGCCGUCGGCAUCACGGCAGACGGUCUCCGCAUCCUUGCAGGGACGACCACCGGCAACCUAGGCAUGUUGGACAUAUCCACAAGGAACUACACCACCCUGAUGCGGUCUCACACAAGUAACGUCCUGUCAGUGUCCCUGGACCCGACAAGACGACAACUGGCCAAUGUCUCCCUCGAUCACACCAUCAGGAUAUGGCAUAUGGAUACCUUACAGCAGUUGUACGACUUCAACUCCCCUAAGGAGUGUCCGUGCGUCAUCACCUUCCAUCCCUCCCUGCAGUGCUUCGCUUGUGGUUUUGAAAACGGCUGCGUCAGAGUCUUCAGCAUCGCCAACACCAGCCUCCUGGCAGAAAUGAGGCAGCACAAAGGUCAAAUUACCGGGGUUGUCUACACCCCUAACAGUCACUAUCUCCUUACAUCCUCAUCCAUUGGCUCCCUGGCUCUCUAUGACGCCUCACAGGAAUCUUACCCAUUGAUGCGGUUACUAGGUAACAUGGUCGCUAAGGGAGACCGCUACGGACCCAGAGCCCUGGCUAUGAGUGAGGACGGGAAACAGGUUGCGUUUGUCGGGCCGUCAGAGUUUACCGUGAUGGUCGUCGAUGCUAGAUCACUUGACGAGGUGAUGAGAAUUGACAUAACAUCUAUUGUCUCUGAGAUGGAGUCACCUAUGAUCGACACUGCAUCGUCAGUCUGCUACGCUCCACAGCGAGCCAAACAGCUCCUUGUCUCCACGUCCAACUCCCAUCUUCUCAGGCUGGACGCACGCAAUGGCCGACUCAUCAACAAGGUGUCCAACAUGCACAGAUCUGGAGUAACCAGCAUGGAGGUGUGUUCAGAUGGUCGCCACCUGGCCUCGGCCGGAGAUAAAAUCAUCAAAAUAUGGGACUACCACAUGAGGCUCGAUAUCAACUUUCAGGUGUUUAUCGGCCAUUCCGAGAAGAUCCAACAGGUGACAUUCUCUCCUGACAAUCUGGGGAUGAUUAGCGUAGGGGAAGCUGUCUUCAUGUGGGACUUCUACGGAGCCAAGAGAGAUCAACCACCGCUAGGCACAACCCUCGAGACAGAACAUUUCCUGAGUCGCUCGGACUUAUCACCCGUCAAACCCUGCAAAAGUCCUGUAAGAAGAAACCUGGACUUGACAGGAAGUUUACGACCCCGGAGCCAAGCACCUCUGCCCACCUCCCCGACCAGGCUAGUGGACGACACGUCGACAAAGGAGAAGGAAGAGUCGGAUGAAGAUGAGGCGGGCAUCUCGUUGCUAGGCGGGGUUACAGCAGCAACUGUUGCUUGGGAUGAGGAGGUCCUGAUUGGUCCAGAGUUGGAGAGUCGGUCAAGCAUGGAGGAAUCAAGCAUCACUGAAACUGAUAAACCUCCUCCUGCAGAGUGUCUUGGAUUCAGCCCACGUAUCCGCCAGCAUCGACGACCUGACCUGUCGACAGAGGUGGAUUCCUCUGCCCUACCUCUACCCGUCCUCAAACCAUUCACUGACAAGACCUUACAGUUCAAGCCAAGUUGCUAUCGUCACUUUGUAGCCAGGGAUAACCAGACUCAAAUGGCACAAAGGCGGUACAUAGCACCUCCCAACCAGGCCGGCCUGAAACUCAAAUCAGUACUGGGAUACAACGGCAACGGCAGAGGCAAUCUAGUCUGGCACCCUGACACUGGGUUGUUUGCUUAUACCAGUGGUUGUGUAAUCGUCAUUGAGGAUCUGAACACGGGGAACCAGAGACAUCUGAUGGGCCAUGUGGAAGAGAUCUCCACCCUGACCUUCCAGCAUGACUGCCAGGUACUGGCCUCUGCCUCUGGCUCUCAUGGCCUGACCACCAGUCAGAUCUGUCUAUGGGACGUCCAGGCAGCGCUGUGCACCAAGGUACUGUCCUACCAUGAGCAUGACAUCGUCUGCUUGGCAUACUCCAGGGACGACAGAUUCUUGGUCUCUGUUGGUGACUACCGUGACUGUACCCUCGUCGUCUGGAGCACCCACGACUACUCCCUCCUAGCAGCCUCUAAGUCAGCACAGCCCAUCCAUGACCUGUCCUGGGACCCGUACACCACUAAUGAGUUCUCUUCAGUGGGCGAGACGGGCACCUUACUCUUCUGGAUGCUGGAUGAGACUCAGGGGAGGUUUAGUCUCAACGUCCACGAGGCUGAUGUACCUCAGGAUUUGAUGGACUCCAAGCACAUG
This is a messenger RNA of Asterias rubens (European starfish), 4332 nucleotides long. Its product is annotated as WD repeat-containing protein 90-like. The record is from RefSeq and is a predicted model, not a curated record. Gene Ontology annotation, molecular function: protein binding. Gene Ontology annotation, cellular component: centriole. NCBI's taxonomy places the organism in Eukaryota, Metazoa, Echinodermata, Asteroidea, Forcipulatida, Asteriidae.